Clunio marinus is the source of this 243-nucleotide messenger RNA. The record is from the annotation of a GenBank genome assembly. Lineage: Eukaryota; Metazoa; Arthropoda; Insecta; Diptera; Chironomidae.
AUGAUAAUCAUCACGGCAAGGGGUACUGUUCAAAUUGCAGGCUCUGAUCUUUCAAACGCCGACAACAAUAGACGAGUGAUUAUUCUCAUUUUUGUUAAAGUGAGUGGAAAAAGGAGUAAAAUGCCUUUUUGUGGUGAUAGUUGCUACUACAUACCUUUAUCUGCUUCUGCUUUCAAAAUCGAGAAAGUAAAAAUGAAUAAAUCGACCGUAAAAAAUGCAUUUAAAGAAUAUGGAAAGUUAUGA